AUGGAUAGGGAGGUGCCUCUGAUCUUAAGUUUUCAAAAGCUGUACUUCAGUUUCGACAGUGUUGCUAAGGCUUGUAAGGCUGUCCAGUUCAUCCUGGAGGACCUGGAGCUGCUUUGUGACCGAGGAUCCAUUUCUAACGAGACCAACGUUUCUUUUGGUGAAGAUAUCAAAUUGAUAGGACGCUACCUCAGAUCAGUGCAAGAAGCUUCCACUGAUGGCCAUGCACCAUUUUUGUUUCCACCGCCAGAGGAUCGUGAUUUAGCCAUGGAUAUUGUUCCAGCUAUUGAUAAGGUCUUGCUUAAAGUUGAUGGUAUGAUCAGAGAUGCGUCUUUUCAUCUUUGCAUUCCUUUGUUCUUACCGGUGCAUAUUGUUCGUAAUCUAGUAGAAAGAAUAAGAUCUGUUGAAGUACACGGCCACAGGGAUGAUACCUUUCUUGGAUUGACGAACUCACAAGAGGAGGAAAACUUGUCCGGAAUAGAUGGAAAUUCCAUUAUAGACAGUGAGAUCGUGAUUGGAUUUGAGGAUGAGGCAAGAGAACUGCAAGACAAGCUGACCCGCGGGCCACAGCGACGUCAAGUUAUUUCCAUUGUUGGGAUGCCAGGAAUCGGUAAGACAACUUUGGCUAGAAGAUUGUAUAAUGAUUUGUCAGUUGUAUACCACUUUCAUACUCGUGCAUGGGUUAGUGCGUCUCAAGUAUUUCAAAUGAGAAACUUACUGUGUAGAAUUUUACGCUGUAUUCUGAGUCGUAAAGAUCCAAUUUUCCGUAUGAGUGAUGAAGAUAUGGGACAGAAGUUGUAUAAAUGCUUAAAGGGGCAUAGAUAUCUGAUUGUGAUUGAUGAUGUGUGGGACAUUAAGGUCUGGAAUGAAUUGAAGAUAUAUUUUCCAGAGGAUAAAAAUUUUAGUAGGAUCUUAAUGACCAGUAGAAUUAAGAAGGCUGUGAGAGUAAAAGAAAAUAGUUUCAUCCACUGUCUACGUGCACGGAAUGAAAAAGAAAGUUGGGAUCUAUUUAACUGUAAACUAUUUGGUGACAGCAGCUGCCCCGAGGAAUUGGUGGAAAUAGCGAAUCGAAUAGUUGCAAAAUGUAAUGGUCUACCUCUUGCAAUUGUUGUUAUAGCAGGAAUUCUUGUCAGGGAGAAGAACAAUGAAAAAUAUUGGAGGAAGGUUCAUGAAAAUAUGGGGUCCAUCAUCAGUAGUAGCUCGAAGGAAUUCAUGGAUACAUUAGAAUUGAGUUACAAGCACCUGCCAUCUGAGCUGAAAUCCUGCUUUCUGUAUCUAGGAUCACUUCCUGAAAUUUCUGAUAUCCUUGUGACGAGGCUAUUCCAAUCAUGGAUUGCAGAGGGCUUUAUUCAGGAAACUGAAGGAAAGAGACUAGAGGAUGUAGCAGAGGAUUACCUAAUGGAUCUUGUUAAUAGAAGUCUUGUUACAGUAGCAAAGAAAAGGUCUGAUGGUGGAAUAAAAUCAUGUAAUAUGCAUGACGUGUUGAGGGAAUUGUGCCUUAAAAAAACUAACGAAAAGAAAUUUGUGCUGCCAAAAUGUGAGUGUGGACUGAAUGCUGCUCCCUUUAGUGACUAUGAACGCUUUCUUAUGUAUCAGGGACAUUUUCCUCAUUUUUCACAUUGUCAAUACUUCCAUACAUACAAAUCUCAUUAUGUCUCAGAAGAUGCAGUGUUCAAUCGGGAUACUUUGGCAGUAUACAGAUAUCUCAACACCUUGGAUUUAAGGCACAUUAUACUCGACCACUUCCCUGACCGAAUAUUGAAUGACCUGCUUCACUUGAGGGACUUGGCACUUCAUCUUAGGAGGCUCGAGGCCCUACCUUCAACACUGUUCAAACUUUGGAACCUAGAAACCUGCAUUCUUGAUGGAGAAAGAGGGGGGAAAGUUAUCUUACCCUGCGCUAUUUUUAAGAUGGAAAAGCUGAGGCAUCUAAAAGUUUCAGGGGAACUACAUUUGAAAGACCCAAGGAAGUGUUCCACUGGGGGACGGUCGGCUAUACGUCUACAAUGCUUUCAAACAAAACUGUCCCAGCAACAUGAGAUCACUGGUAUGGGGAUAAUGGAAGAUCGUGAUCGUCCUUCAAGUUCUAGGAAUAGUCUGAUGGAAAUUGCUGCCAGUUUGCCUUGGAGACAAGAUGGUAUCCUUGAAAAUUUGCAAUCGCUUUCGCAACUAUGUCCUGCAGGUUUUAUCAACAGAGUUUUGGAAAGGACUCCAAAUCUUAGAAAGUUGGGACUUCAUAUGACUUUCUCAAAGGGCAAUGAUAAUUUUUCAUUUCCUGAUCUUUCACAAUUAAAUCAUCUUGAAGCACUGAAAUUCAAAUAUCAAACCCUUGGUAUGGUUGCUUGGAGCUUUCCUCAUCCACAUAUGUUCCCACCAAGUCUUAAAAAGCUUACUCUGAUCGGUAGCCAUGUAAACUGGAAUGAACUGUCAAUCUUGGAAUUGCUACCAAGCCUUGAGGUUCUCAAAAUCAAAGAUAAUUUCUUCAAUGGACCUCAAUGGGAAACAAGUGAUCACGGGUUUCCUUGCCUGAAGUUCUUGAAACUGUCACAUACGGAUCUUCGGGAAUGGAUUUCCUCAAGUAGUCACUUCCCUAAUCUUCAGAAAUUAGUCUUAAAUGGCUGCUUAGAGUUGAAGGAAAUCCCAUAUGAGAUAGGAGAAAUUCCUACAUUGCAGACUAUUCAGGUGUAUCGAUCAUCAGAGUCUACCAUGGAGUCAGCCAGGCAAAUUCAUGAAUCAAAUAUUGACAUUGGUAAUUAUGAUUUGAAGGUCUUUAUCUUCCACCAUUUUGAGGACUGCUAGUCUAGCCCUCCAGUUGUUAAUGUGGACAGGAGACACUCAAGCGGCCAUGUAGGUAUCUUCUGACACUCAAGGCAGCCAGUUUUGGCAAAGUUGCUCGCUUGAUACGUAUCGCAGUCAUUACCUCAUGAUUACUUAGCAAUUUGUAAUUCUGAAAACUGCUUCUGAUUUCUGUUUCUUAACUUUGGUCUCUCUCCAUGCCAUAUUUUGAUUUGUUAUGCUUAAUUUUGUAAUCUUAUUUCAAUUAGCUACUCUUGUCUAGUCUGCCAAGGGAGUAAAGUAAAUCAAUUU
Messenger RNA from Coffea eugenioides, 3084 nucleotides. Its product is annotated as putative late blight resistance protein homolog R1A-4. The transcript has a single exon. Lineage: Eukaryota; Viridiplantae; Streptophyta; Magnoliopsida; Gentianales; Rubiaceae. Gene Ontology annotation, biological process: defense response to other organism. The record is from RefSeq and is a predicted model, not a curated record. The coding region runs from base 1 to 2796 and encodes 931 amino acids. Gene Ontology annotation, molecular function: ADP binding.